UUCCCAAAACGAGCCUCUUCUGCGCAAGACGGGUUUCUCGCUCCCAUCCAAUUACUCAUAACUUGGGCAGAUUCUGACAGGGCUGAUAUGGGCCCAUUCUGAAAUGUGAACUUGAGUCCUUGGUGUCUGCCACAUAUGCAGUCCCAUGAUUAGGAUGCCCUCCUGAAAUAGAUGGCAAAAUCCAAAGAAAGCUCCAUGAGCAGCAGAUGGAGAAAAGGAGAUGCAGCCAAAGGUGGUCACUCUGAAGAGGCCAUAAGAGGGGAGCCUAAUACCUGGGAGACCCUCUAGGGCAAAGACAUAGUCAGUGUGGUCAGCAAGAAAUGCAGUGCCACUGCCACCACCCUAUACUCACUCAUCAGCUUCCUGUUCUAUCAGUCACAGCCGUGCGCAACACUCAGAAGGAAACCACCAGACCAGCAGUCACACGACCAUGGACAGCCAGGGAGGAGGACAGCAGCCCAUGGAAGACUUGAUGUCUAACUCAGGCUGCUUGAUCUGCUGGUUGCUGCUUUGGAUGAUCCUGCCCAUCUAUCCCGUUUUUGCCCAGAAUGUCAACCAGCCCUCCCAUCUGGUAGUGACAGAGAGGCAGACUGCCAUCCUCAACUGCUCCACCUCCACCGUGUUCUUCAAGGGUACAGUCUCUUGGUUUCGAGUAACACAGGAUGGAAAGGAGCAGGUGUACCCCUCAAACUCAAAUCUACGGUACAAAGACAGGGUCCACCUGGACAGUGAGGCAUUCCGAACGAAUGGCAAGGCCACCAUCACCAUCCUCAACGCGUCCCUGGCUGACAGCGGGGUCUAUGUCUGCCAAAUCCAGGAAGUUAUGGCUCAGAAUAUCCAGAAGGGCAAUGGGACUCUGCUGACUGUGCUACCCAUGACUCAGUCUGGAUGGCUGCAGAGUCAGUGGUUCAACUGGACUGUCGUCAGUCUGCUGGUCCUGGUGGAUAUCAUUCUGCAGUUACUGUUGGUUUUGAGGUGCCGCCGUAAGCACAGUACAUGGGCACUCCGGAGGCAGGCACGUAGGAUGUUUCUGGUAGUUCAGUUUAUAGAUGAACAAAAAUCUGUGUCUGUUAUACCACAGAAUUGGUACAGUGAUGGCACAACCUUUUGGCCAAAUUAUAAGAGCGAUCAAAGACUCAACAAAGCAGCAAGAUAUGCUGAGGAACCAGGCCCAGACUGGACCAAGCACGAUGUUAGAGUACUAAAGUCCUACGGAGAUUACAUGUCUGCAUGGCAAGGGAUGAAGAAGUCUUUGAUUUGUCAAACUUCAGAAUUGGAUACAGAUGGUGAGGAGGAUAUAGGCAGCAUGAAAAGAGCAACUAAACCAAUCCACUACUAUGGUGACACUGACUAUGAAAGUGAACAUGAAGACUUGGCUAAGAAAACAAAAGUUCCCUUGACAAGAUCUUCAAAACCUCAACAGUCAACUGGACCUCGCACAUUAUCCCCACAUUCUGCACCUCAGGUACCAUCACCACCUUUACCUUGUCGCUCACCACCACAUUCUUCGCUUCAGGUGCCACCUCCUUACCAGUCACUAUUGCUCUCUGAAAAUACAUCUCAACAAAUUUCCAGGAACCUUCCAAAAAUGCAAAACACUUCUGAACUCUUCGGGCCUACUUACAGAGUGGGUCGAUGUGGAACAGAACCAAUACCUUGCACUGGUAAGUUAUGAUCGGACUAUUGAUUGUACUUGUUUCACAUAUUCAACAACCUUUUGAACAUAUCGGAGCAUAAGUCAACAAGUUAUUAGAUAUGUUAUGGUAUUUGUUGUCAUGUUCAUUUUGUG
This is a messenger RNA of Erpetoichthys calabaricus (reedfish), 1789 nucleotides long. RefSeq lists its product as uncharacterized. Gene Ontology annotation, biological process: immune response-activating cell surface receptor signaling pathway; positive regulation of natural killer cell mediated cytotoxicity. The coding region runs from base 431 to 1675 and encodes 414 amino acids. The transcript has 7 exons. The record is from RefSeq and is a predicted model, not a curated record. Lineage: Eukaryota; Metazoa; Chordata; Cladistia; Polypteriformes; Polypteridae.